AUGCGCCGAUGUGCCCGCGCGGUCGCGCGCCUCGCCGCCCAGGCCAGCGGCCCGGCAGCCGAGAGCUCGGAGCACGCCGGCCAGCGCGCUGCGACGGCGCUUCGCGGCCUGAGCUGCACGGCCUCCCGUCUGGGGCUGCCCUACGCGCUCCGCUGCGGUUUCGACGCGGCGUCUACCUCUGACGGUUCGAUCAGGGACCUGGCACUUCGCGGGCCGGCGAGCGCGGCUGUCAGGGGCUUCGCGAGCGCCGCGGUGACCGAGCUCAGCGACGUUCCUUCCGUCGAGGCCCUCCUCCAGCAGUCCGAGAAGACGCCCGUGAUUCUGCAGUUCCACGCGGACUGGUGCGGCCCCUGCAAGCAGCUCGGGCCGCUCCUCGAGGCCGCCGUCGACAAGACGGGCGGCAAGGUCCUGCUCGGCAAGAUCGACGUGGACAACGAGCAGCUCGGGGGCGUGUGCCAGCAGCUCCAGAUCACGUCGAUUCCGGCGCUGUUCGCCUUUUACGACAAGAAGCUGGUGCACAAGCAGAACGGAGGCAUGCCGGCGCCGCAGGUCGACGCGCUCGUGACGAACCUCGCGGACCUCCCGAACCGCCCCGAGGCUGCCGCGGGCGCCCCGGGCGCCGGCGCGGACUCCCCCCCUCCGGGCACGCCCCCCGCCAAGGACGACGUCGAGCGCGCGUACGCCACGAUCGUCGAGGCCGCGGCGCCCGGCGGCGCAGGGAUGGACGCGGUCGCCGCGGCCGUGCGCGCGCUCGCGGGCGUGCUCGCGGCGUCGGAGCCGGUGCAGCCGCUGCACGACCGCGCGCGCGCACUGGCCGGGCUCGCGCUGCUGCGGCUGCGCGCGGGGCCGCCGGAGAACGCCGCGGAGGAGGCGGCGCCGCUGCAGCAGCGGGCGCAGGAGUCGUUCGACGCGACCGCGGCGGACGUCGCGCAGGGGAAGGCCGAGCGCAAGCCGCCGCCGAUCGAGCUGUCCAUGGCCGCGGCGCACCUGCGCGUGCUCGAGCGGGCGGCGGGCGUGGACGACGCGCGGGGGUUCGACGAGCUCGACCGCGCGGUGCGGGACAAGGGCGCCGGCGCGUCGGCGGAGGAGCUGUUCGCCCUCAUGUUGCGUAGCUUCCAGGUGGGGCAAAUGGAGCGCAGUGUGCGCGCGGGGCUGGACCUGGUGAAGCUGGACCGGAGCUGGCGGGGCGGCGCAGGGAAGGACGUGCUGUGCGACGUGCUCGAGGCGCUGGGGCCGAAGUCGCGGAUCGCGCUGGACGGGCGGCUGACCCUCUCCAACCUGUGGGCGUAG
Messenger RNA from Pedinophyceae sp. YPF-701, 1290 nucleotides. The record is from the annotation of a GenBank genome assembly. Lineage: Eukaryota; Viridiplantae; Chlorophyta; Pedinophyceae.